Molecule: messenger RNA, 2952 nt
Organism: Microsporum canis CBS 113480
Lineage: Eukaryota; Fungi; Ascomycota; Eurotiomycetes; Onygenales; Arthrodermataceae
Exons: 2
Coding region: 1-2952 (983 amino acids)
Molecular function (GO): protein binding
Source: RefSeq, a predicted model, not a curated record
AUGUUCAGAACUUUUACUGCCAGCAGUCUCAUCGCGCUGGCAGCUGCAGCAGACUUACCAUACAACCCUUCAUCUUUGUGGGCGUCGACGACCUCUGAAAAUCAAUCAGUUGCCUACUUCCUAUCAUCUUCGUCAAGUGGUGUUAGAUUCCAAUAUAUAAACCUCACCAAAUCAUUUGAUGUCUCCUCGCCGUCCUUCUCAGACCUCCCCUCGCCGCCUUUCUCCUCCAACAACACAAAGUCGAUAGUUCCCAUCGCGGACCCGGACGGCGUCCCUACCGUCUAUGCGGGGGAUUGUCAGUCUACUGACGCCCAAAUAUGGCGAUUCGAAGGACAGAAAGGCAAUGACUCUGCCGGUGUGGACGGAAAAUGGGCUACAUCUACGAUUCAAGCAAAGAAAGGCAGUGGAAAUACACCAUGGAAAGGUCCAAACUAUCUCGCAGCCGGGGUUGGGUUCUCGAACCCAGAGAGUGAUUCAGCUCCUGAUAUCUACGUAUUUGCUGGAAUGUGCCCAACCGCUGAAUCAAGCUCUGGGUCCUGGAUAUCUGAUGCAGAGUACUCCAGAAAUAUGACCUAUCUCCAGACUGAAGUGUCUCCUCCUAGCCCAGGCUAUAAUAUCGAGACAUUAUCCAUUAGAUCUCCGCCCGUAGCUGAGGCGGGUUUCAGCAUGACCCCCCUUGUACCUGCAUAUUCAAAUUCGUCAACAGGUGCCAUGUUGCGUCACCAGAGCUUUGUGCUUGCAGGUGGACAUACACAAACACUAUUUUCCCUUCCAGAAGCGAGCUGGAGCUAUGUCACAGUAAACCAGGCACUUGGCGAUUCAUCCCAGGAAAGCUUACCGAAUGGUAUCUCCGGAAUCGAACCACGAUCUGGCCAUACUGCAGUCCUCACGCCUGACGGCAGCAAAAUAAUCAUAUUCGGAGGUUGGGUUGGGGACACUUCCGUACCUGCACAGCCCCAAUUAGCUGUUCUUGAGAUUGGUGAGGACUAUGGAGGCUCUGGUGAUUGGACAUGGGAAAUUCCAAAUGACUCGCUAGGCAGGCUGCCAGAAGGCACUGGUAUAUUCGGCCAUGGAGCGGCCAUGCUUCCCGGAGGCUUAAUGCUUCUCAUGGGCGGAUACAAAAUACCACCAACAUCAUCCAAGAGGUCCAACAACGAAUUUAUGGUUAACGACCAGACCUUUCUUUUCAAUACAAGUUCUGGGGCCUGGGUUACAUCAUAUACUCCUCCAGACUAUAUCUCUGGCCCAACCGAGCACUACCGAGGUCCACUGUCUACAACAUUGCAGAAGGUGGGCCUGGGUGUUGGCCUUGGAAUUGGCGUGCCUGUCGCCGCUCUGGCUAUAUUAGCCUGCUUCAUCCUCCGCAAUCGACGCUCUCGUGUGCAUCGAAAAAACCGUGAGCAAACACUCCGUAGCCUUGCAUUAGGUGCCGAAAGACCCCAUUUUGAAGCGCCAGAUCUAGACCAUGAUGUGCAUCAGCCAAUGAUCCAAGUUGAUUCUGCCCAGCGCUAUGGUUUUGGUGGAUACAAUGAUCCUCAUUAUAUGCCAUUUGCAGUCGAAAGGACAGGCCUCCUUGUCGACAAUCCAAGUCCUACCAGAGGCCUACGGGGAAGCGUGCGUUCCCGGGGAUACCAACAGGGUAUUUUGCAGGAUGAUCCAAGACGAAAUAUUAAAUUUUCUCAAAUUCAACCCAUUGAUGAAGGGGAGGAAUACGAUACUAUGCAGCCACAACCAGAAGGUGCUACUGGUUGCAGAGAUAGCAAAUGUUCUAGUUCUUCCGACCCUUUCAAAGACCCUCCUUCCCCGUCCAAGGCGUGUUUCCCAUCACUUGUGCCUCAAGAUCAAUCUAAAUCGCAAGUCAGCGACGAGAACAUACACAACUGGGUACAUACGUUAAGCUCCGAGAAGCUAGAGAAGCCUCCUAGUAUCGCGUCGGAAAAACAAGAUCGUACGCUCUCCAACCUGUCUGGCACCUCGGGCACCUCAUCCUCCUCUCAUCGUACAAAUCCAAGGUUACUAGACCGUUCUAUAUCCCAGAGAUCCAACACCGGCAACCCUUCAAACUUCAACAGCCCUGAUAGAGGAUAUGCAGCCGAUUCGGAUAGAGCGAUCCCCAGCCGAGCCGUCUUAUCAGGUAGGCCUUCCUCUCAGCUUUCUUAUGCACAACUUCAAACGGAAGGCUCGUCAUUGCUAGGCGCCAAUCCUUCAUGGAUGCCUCAGCAGGACCCAAAUCAGCCUGUUGACGCACGUCCUGCGCCAGUAGCUUUAGAGCUAGCAGGGACCAUUCGGCGAGUUUUGGGCUCCUUAAGGAGAUCAGAAUCUUCCAGUGAUUCUAAAAAAGCGCCCAAUCAGGCAGAAUCCCGCGUGCCAAAUCAGCGAAGCUCAAGUACAAGCCCAACGAAGAGCUUUCAUACUCUACCCGACGAGGAAACCCAGGAAGGUGUCCACGGGGCUGCACAACGUCCGCACCGGGCUGUCAGUACAAGCUCUUCUGUCCUUAGGUGCAAACAAGGCGCUAAAGAUUGGAACGCAAAGCGCAAAUCGGGAGACAGCUCCGUAUUUCGGCAAGGGAAAGCUUGGCAUGAAUCAGCAUCCCUUGAGGCUGGAAGUGUAGCUGGUGGCGGAAGCUUUAGAAGCAGCGAGGAUGACUAUGACUAUGAUGAUGAAGACUGGGAUGUUGAGGCAGCUGCUGAGGGGAGAGUGGUGCAGGUUACAUUUACUGUGCCCAAGGAAAGGUUGAGGGUUGUCAACGCCGGUGCUGGAGAUACCAUUGAUGAUGACGAUGAACGAGAUGAUGACAAAAAGACAAAACAAAGGAAGGUCGAUACCAAUGACGGCGAUGAUGAAAACGAUAACGUGAAAGGAUCGAUGCCAAAUCCCGAAUCUAUACAAUCCAUUGAUGUCUUUACAGAUGCCCCAGAAAAGAGCAGUGAAACACCGUCGAAAAAAUAG